GUCGCCGUGAUAUAGACGUACCUACGCGACGCUCUCGACCGCUGGUACGACGAUAAUAUCAUACCGCGCGCGGCUUCCAUUUAUCGCAUUAUAUACGUGUGCGUCGCGCCUCUCGUCAGUCCGUCUCGCGUCGUACAGAGCGUCCUCUGCUCAACCAUCGCGCGGUCUCAGCGAACCGUGUGCGCGGCGCGUGUGUGUGUCGUCGGUGUGUGURUGGUCGUCGCGUGUGUGCGUGUGUGCGUAUAUACCGCGUACGUGUGUCGGCCGGUGUGUGUGUGUGAGCGGCCACGCGACCGUGUGCGUGUGUGCGUGAGCGCGCGGCGCGUAUAAUUUUGCGGACACCACGGGUCAGUGUGCGCCGGUGCGUGUCAAUCACAUUCGCGAAUCGCGCGUGUAUUCCGUUUUUUUUUCUUUCGAUUUUCGCCGAUCUCUUUCGUCCGAGUUUUUCUUCCGUCGUCACUUCCGUUUCGAAUUUCUUUCCGACGCGUUCGAAAUUUUUCCACAUACUCUAAUCGACCCAUCCGUUCGACAUCCGUUCCGAAUUAUAUUACGCGAAAAAGUAAAACACAAUAAUAAUAUUAUAAUAAGCGCACGAACGCAAAAUAUUCUACACGCCAUAAUAAUAAUAAUAAUAAUAAUAAUAAUAACAACAAUAAUAAUAAUCGUAUGAUAGUAUUACGAUCGUCGUCGUCGUCUUCGUCGACGAUGCGUCUGUCACGACGUGCAGAUAUUUUGAUAUCGUAUUUUAGUUUGUUGACGGACAUUCUUCCUUGUGGAUAAAUCGCGACUAAAGCCCACCACCCGCUGGACCCGAACUAUAAAGAUAAAAUAGAUGAUCUCGCGGACUAUCAAAUAUCCGAGAUUUUUGCAUAUGGAGAACGGUCGGCUGAAAUCUUUAAUAUCGUGUGGAUAGAGGACGUCUAAGUCGUAGAUUACGCAUCAUAUCAAUCAUAUUACUAGUGAGGGAAAGAACGUCAUGCUUAACUGCACCGAUGCCGAGUGCACGUUGCACCAUCACCACAUUCACGUGGACCCGAUACAGCAUCAUCUACAGGAUGAUCGGCAACACCAUGAACAUUCCUCAGUUAUGUCCAGUGAUGCGAACAGUUUGAACGAUAUAUAUCAGGGGUUCAUUAACAGCAGUGCAAAUCCAGAAUACUCUUCCGAACAUGUCGAUGUUCCAAACGAAGGAGUGUACAUGGUGUGCGGUGUCCUCAUCGCCAUGGUGCUCGUCGCUGUGAUAAUUGUAAUCCUAGCAGUUACUAUAAGCAAGCUUAGGAAACGCGAGGAGACCGCCGCGGCCACCGCAGCGGCCACAGCCGUCGCCACCGCCAACACCGCGAUCAACAACAACAGYAUCAACAACAACAACAAUGUGGACUGUCAGCUGCCCCAUGCACAGCCUGUCGACGUCGCCGUCGUCACAAACGUGUCGGGUGACGUGUGCGAUGCGCCCGUACCUUUACCGUUCCUCUGGCAGUAUUCGGCCAAAAACGCUGCAGCCAAAAACACCAAUGGGUAUAACUCACCAUACAGGCUGUACAGCUCCGAUCAGGACACAUUGGUGUGCAGUGUACCCAUCGAAGAAACCGCGGAGCACCGCAAGGGACUACGGAAAAACUUGCGAGGCAAGUGGCGAAGACUGGUGCACAAAAAGCAACAGCAACAAGACGCAUACAAAAUACCCGCAGAACUACGGGACCAGCUCAAACAGAUAUAUGUGUACUGAUUCUAAAAGUUUGUUUUUCCAAGACAAUCCACAAAACCUAUCAAUUUUGCAAUCUAUUAUUACUAUAUUAUUUUUAUUAUAUAUUUUUUUUUCUAURAAAGGACAAAACAAUCUUAUGUUUUUACUAAUAACGUACCUAUGUAUAAUAAAUUUUCAUUCCUCUUAGAGAAUUAAGUUUAAUUUGUAUUUAAUUUCACAAACUAAACAAAAGGAAAAUGUUGACCCAAUCGAGUGUGUACAACUUUUUGAUAAAUUAAUGAUAGAAAAAAAACACAAUACAACAAUGAUAAUUUGGUUUUGUUUGAGAAAAAAUUUAGACUGUUAAAAUGAAAAACUGGCAGUCUUAAUAUUAUGUAGAAAGAACAUUAUGGUGCCAUUGUUUAUAACAUCAUUUUAUUAUUACAUAUUAUUUUUGUUUUAAAUUCGUGAUAUAGGUAUUAAUUAAUAUAAUAAUUUAAUUUAUACACAACUAUUAUAUUGAACAUUGUAAUAUAAUACUUGUGGUAGGUAGAUAAUGUACAUAUUGAAUAGUUAAGGCCAUACCUAAUAUAGCUUUAGAAAUUUUAGCAAAAUACUAUUAAUGAAAUAUUACUUAUGUAGAACUUCACAAUAUUAAUUAAGUAGUAUUUUAAAUUGAAAACUGUGAGCUUCUUUUAUGGUGAUAACUGGUAACAUAAAUAAAAAUAAAUUUAAAAGACUUAAAAUUAUUGUAUCCCUUAUUGCUAUUUUUGCCAGCAAUGUAUAUUUAUUAUCCAAGUAAUAAAAUGUUUUUUGACCAAUUUUUAUAUGAACUGUGUAUAAUUGUAAAAGAAUAAUGUACAACUGGUAAAAUUAUUUUAUAAUUUUGAGAAUUGAACCUGCUCAGAAACAUCAAACUGGAACGUAAAUAUAUUUUUGGAAAAAAAUUCUUUCCUUAUCUAGUAAAAAAAACUAAUUUAUUCAAAAACUAAAAUUGUGAUUUUUGUCUAUGUAAUUAGUACAUAUGGUAUCAACUGA
Molecule: messenger RNA, 2725 nt
Organism: Diuraphis noxia (Russian wheat aphid)
Lineage: Eukaryota; Metazoa; Arthropoda; Insecta; Hemiptera; Aphididae
Source: RefSeq, a predicted model, not a curated record